GGCGGGGGGGGGGCGGCCGCCGGCGGGCAGGGCAGGGCAGGGCAGGGCAGGGCAGGACCAUGCCCCGCGUCCCCCCGCGCCGCUGAGCUCGGCCGCGGGCGGGGAUGAUGGAUCCUUGCCUGCCUGCUCUCAGUGCCGGGGCGAACGAGCGCGCUGCCAAUGGAGGAGGACAUUGAUACCCGCAAGAUAAACAGCAGUUUCCUGCGCGAUCACAGCUAUGCAACUGAAGCUGACAUUAUCUCUACAGUAGAAUUCAACCACACAGGAGAAUUACUAGCGACAGGGGACAAGGGGGGUCGGGUUGUAAUAUUUCAACGUGAGCAGGAGAGUAAAAAUCAGCCCCAUCGAAGGGGAGAAUACAAUGUUUACAGCACAUUCCAGAGCCAUGAACCCGAGUUCGAUUACCUGAAGAGUUUAGAGAUAGAGGAGAAGAUCAAUAAGAUACGAUGGCUCCCUCAGCAAAAUGCAGCCUACUUCCUUCUUUCCACCAAUGAUAAAACUGUGAAGCUAUGGAAAGUUAGUGAACGAGAUAAAAGACCAGAGGGCUAUAAUCUUAAAGAUGAAGAUGGCCGUCUCCGAGACCCCUCCAUGAUUACAACACUACGGGUACCUGUGCUGAGGCCCAUGGAUCUAAUGGUGGAGGCCACCCCCAGAAGAGUGUUUGCCAAUGCACACACAUAUCACAUCAACUCCAUAUCCGUAAAUAGUGACUAUGAAACCUACAUGUCAGCUGAUGACCUGAGGAUAAACUUAUGGAACUUUGAAAUCACCAAUCAGAGUUUUAAUAUUGUUGAUAUAAAGCCAGCCAACAUGGAGGAGCUAACGGAGGUGAUCACAGCCGCAGAAUUCCAUCCGCACCACUGCAACACCUUUGUCUACAGCAGCAGCAAAGGAACAAUAAGACUGUGUGACAUGCGGGCAUCUGCCUUGUGUGACAGACACUCCAAAUUUUUUGAAGAGCCUGAAGACCCAAGUAACAGGUCAUUUUUUUCUGAAAUCAUCUCUUCAAUUUCUGAUGUUAAAUUCAGUCACAGUGGGAGGUAUAUCAUGACCCGAGAUUAUCUCACAGUCAAAGUAUGGGACCUGAACAUGGAGAACAGACCCAUUGAGACGUACCAGGUUCACGAUUACCUCCGAAGCAAGCUGUGCUCUCUCUAUGAGAAUGACUGCAUCUUUGAUAAAUUUGAAUGUGUUUGGAAUGGGUCUGACAGCGUCAUAAUGACUGGCUCCUACAACAAUUUCUUCAGAAUGUUUGAUCGCAACACGAAGCGUGAUGUCACCCUAGAGGCCUCGAGGGAAAACAGCAAGCCUCGGGCCAUCCUCAAGCCCCGCAAAGUGUGUGUAGGGGGCAAACGAAGGAAAGAUGAAAUUAGUGUGGACAGUCUGGACUUUAGUAAAAAGAUCUUGCAUACAGCUUGGCACCCUUCAGAAAAUAUCAUAGCAGUGGCAGCAACAAAUAACCUGUAUAUAUUUCAGGACAAGGUUAACUAGGAGGAAAAGUUAUUCUUUAGGAAUCUCAUGUACUGAAUACUAGUAAACACAAGAUUUCAAAUCUUUCUUUUUCUUUUUUUCCCCCCUCCUUCCUGUUCAUUUGGUUAAUUAUUCCUCUGCAUAUAACAACCUUGUAGAGGUGAACAAACAGAUUCCAAUGUCCCCAGCCUCCUCAAAACUUAAAAGUAACAGGUUGGCAAAUCCAGUAGAUAUCACAUUUUCGUUUUACUUUUUGGAGAACUGAACUCGACCAAAUGAUAUGGUCCCUUUGAUAGCAGGCUUGGAUUUCUGAUGCUUUUAUUAUACUGAGUAAUCUUUGGUGGUUCCUAGUAUUGUUUUGGUUGUAGGCAUCUGCUGAUUUAAAAUGAAGAUAAACACUAUAUUAUGGGAUUUUUAAAAAGUCAGCUAAGGUCAGAAAAAAGGGUAUGAUCGUGUGUGCGUUUGUGUGUGUGCGUGCAGGUGCAUGUGUACACAUGCUCGUUGUUUAAGUAAUCCCAUUUUUUUAGUAUCAUUUUGGAGAUAAUUCACUUGUUUUGUGCAAAAUUAGAAUGUUGUUCCCCUGCCAAUGGCUUUUUAAAUUCAUAUAGUUUUUGAACUGACAGCAAAACCAAACAAAGUAGAAAAGAUCAGAUUUGCAGUGAAUGAGUUUAUAGGAGGGGGGGAAAUCAACUGUACACUAAGAACUGUAUAUUCUAAUCAAGGCUGCUACCUUCCUUCUUCACAACCCACAGAAAGUCUUAAGGAUUUGGCUCUGUAGAUACUGUGGUGCCUUUUUUGGUAUAUGAAAUACCUUUAUAAAUAAUGCUUCCAAAAUGCAUUUAUUUCAAACCAAAAUGAAUCUGGGCUUUUCUUCUACAUAACUUGUAUUUUGCUUUAGUCAUUUUGAAUUGUUCUGUUUUCAUGUCUUGCAUGUCAUAACUGUCUCUUUUCCUUUUUUAAAAUUAAUUUAUUUAUUUAUUCAUUCAAUUUAUUUUUUUUAAAGAUAAAAUAUAAGUUGCUAAUUUAUGACAUUCUAAGGAAAACCACCAUAUAUAGCUGCUAGCACCUGACUGCUUCACAUAGAGGUUGUCCAUGGUUCUACAGUAUAAUAAUAAUAAUAAAAAUAAUAACUCUUCCUCUUUGCAUGCCAAGGCUGCCCCUUUCUACUGCAAGGAUUAUUCAGGUCCCUUCUUUAUUUGAGGAAUGAUCCAAUUAAAACUGAAGUUUUUAUUCAGUCUGUGAACUGCUGCUGCAACAAAAGUAAAAACAAAAACCACUAUCGUGUUAAAAAUGGAUACCUAAUGUGCUGUGCAUUCUUUCUGCUUGUGAACAGUGAGCAAUAGAGCCAGCAGCUUUCAUUGUUGCAGGAAAAAGUUAUAUAAAUUUUUAAAGGCAAAAUGCACUCUUUAAAGCCUCUUGUGUAAGGUGUGAUUUGGAUUUCCAGCAUUUUCUGCUAUGUCUUACCAAGUUUGAUACCUUACAAGUGAGACUCUCUGCCACUUUCUCAAGGGGCACUAAAUCCCACAAGGAAAUUACAUAAAAUGCAUAGCUAACUGGGGACCUUCAGUAAAUUUCUCUGGGGCAAGAGGAAGCCACCCUUCAAGUACUUGGAUCCAAGCUUCUAAUUGUUAUUUAACUAUUUAAUACCCUGUCCACUCUUCAUGAGACUGCUCAGGGCAGGACCGGAUAAGAGUUUGCCUUGUUCAAAGGAAUGAUUACAAGAAAAAAAGAAGAAAAAAAAAAAGUAUGCUGGCUUAUACAUUUAUUACAAGUAAUGGCUUUCAGAAGUAACUUUUUUUUUAAAAAAUGAAAUGGUUUUAAAAAAUUAGCAAGAGUAAAUGAGUCAUUUUUUAAAAAAAUGUUCCUUUUUUGUUCCUGUAAAGAAAGCCUGCACUCUGGCAUCAGAAGUAAAAGUUGU
Molecule: messenger RNA, 3388 nt
Organism: Alligator sinensis (Chinese alligator)
Lineage: Eukaryota; Metazoa; Chordata; Crocodylia; Alligatoridae
Gene: PPP2R2B
Product: protein phosphatase 2 regulatory subunit Bbeta
Exons: 9
Coding region: 160-1491 (443 amino acids)
Biological process (GO): peptidyl-serine dephosphorylation
Cellular component (GO): protein phosphatase type 2A complex; cytosol
Molecular function (GO): protein binding; protein phosphatase regulator activity
Source: RefSeq, a predicted model, not a curated record